Messenger RNA from Durusdinium trenchii, 357 nucleotides. The record is from the annotation of a GenBank genome assembly. NCBI's taxonomy places the organism in Eukaryota, Dinophyceae, Suessiales, Symbiodiniaceae.
AUGACGGCUAAGGAAUGCCCGCACGGCAUUCGCAUGGCCCUCGUUGCAGCGUCCGCUGCCACGGCUGAAGCUGUGACUUUCCCAAUUGAUUUUGGGAAGACACGCAUGCAAUUGCAUGCUGGAAGGCAAACCUUCUCUGGUGCCUUGGCCUCCGCAGUCCGCAAAGAAGGAAUAGGCGGAGUCUAUGCUGGUAUCCAGCCAGCCAUUGUUCGUCAUCUUGUGUAUUCAUCCUUGCGGAUCUCUUUGUACGAGGAUCUUCGCAAGCGUUUGACUCGUCAUUUCUCCAAUUCAGCCAGCAGUGCUUUGGCUGGCCUGCUGGGUGGGGGGCAUUGCGCAGGCAGUGGCUUCACCUGCUGA